GAAAUAGCAACAUGAAGGUCAAAAUUAAGGUCUGACUACUUGUUAGUGCCUAUGACUUUGGUGUAACCAUGCCGUCGCACUGUUCCUAGCCAGUGUGCUUAUGAGAGGCAUUCAUCCCGAGAAUAUUAAAAAUGGCAGAUGUUCAGGGGGUGAAUGCCUCUCAUAAACACACUUGCUAAUUAGCACGGUGGGCAAAAGAGACAGCAAAUUUGGCCACGUACAUAUAACUUCCUGUCGUUAGUUUGGAAUAUCACGAAACUCCCUCACAGGAUAGAACUUAACAUUCCUAAAAAUCGUAUGUUUUUUGUUUUUCAAUUUUGUUACAUUUUGGUGGGAAAAUGACAUGCCAACUUUGGUGCCAAAAAAUUAAACACGAGCUAAGAACAUGCUAGUAACUUUUUUGAAAAGAUUGUCCUAUAAGGAUGUCAAAACUGUUUAAAAAUACAACAAGGCAGUGCGAAGAUAUGGCGAUUCAAAGUUCUAUUUUUACUGAAAAAUCAGCCAUUUUGUUACUAAAAAUAGAUUUUUUUCGAAUUUUGAAUCGCCAUAUCUUCGCACUGCCUUGUUGUAUUUUUAAUGUUUUUACAGUUUCGAGAUCUCUUCAAAAACGUUACUAGCUUGUUCUUAGCUCGUGUUUAAUUUUUUGGUGCCAAAGUUGGCACGUCAUUUUCCCGCCAAAAUGUAACAAAAUCGAAAAACAAAAAACAUAUGAUUUUUAGGAAUGUUAAGUUCUAUCCUGUGAGGGAGUUUCGUGAUAUUCCAAACUAAUGACAGAAAGUUAUAUGUACGUGGCCAAAUUUGCUGUCUUUUUUGCCCACCGUGAGAAGAUGAAUACAUUUUGAUGAUCAACAGUUACACCUUUGUUGGCCGAGUCUGACUUCUCUAUAGUCUCUAUUAGGCCAUGGGAAUGAAAGUCAUAGAUUUGCGUCUGGAUAAUUUUGAAAAAGCAUGCGGCUUUUUUUCAUUAUUCAUUACUGGUAUUCAUUAUUUUUUUACCAUUGUUUUGGGUGGUAAAUACAGAGAUAAAAACACGAAUUACCGUUCACGCCGUGGAAUUACAUAUAUCACAAGCUCACAUGGUCGCAGCACUGAAGAUCUGUGUGCCAAUUUCGCCAUUUCUGUAAAUACAAUUUGGAAUUUCAUAAGAAUGUGGAUACUGAGGACAAACACACUGCAAUAUGUUCAUUUCAUUGCAAUCAAUACACAAUUUUAUUGCUAAUUUUAUUGAGUUUUGCUUUAUUUGUGAAAAUAAUGAAUUUUUUGUAAAUAAUGAAAAUUUUAGACGGUAGCUUUUGAGGCAUGCGGGCGGUGGACGAAAAUCUAUGACUUUCAUUCCCAUGGCCUUAUGUGGCUUAAAUAAAGCACACUACAUUUUUGGUAACACGUAUACCAAUUACUGGAAGUCAGCCAAGCCAUUAUAAAUAGCGUCAGCAGUUCUUGCUUGAAAUGAAGAAUGGGCGCAGUCAAUGCUGUUUCACAGUUGUGAUUUAAAACAAGAAUGGUUAACAGUGACGCAAUCACAGGCUAUCUAUAAUGGCUCAACUGACUUCUGGUUGGCAUAUGUGAUAAGGAAAGCUUACAGCAUUGGCGGCGUCCACAACUGAUUGAGCUGCAGAGAGCUUUGCUUGCUCCUACAAUGAUGACAUAACCAUUAAUGACUGUACACUAGAAUUGUCUAAUUCGUCUUGAAUGCUCAAAAUAUGAUUAGUUUUCAAAUCGACAGGAAUCAAGCAACUCACCUCUUUUCUUCUUAGUUUCUUUUCUUUACCUUUACCAGAUUUUUUCUAGGUUAAUAAAUACAAAAUGAAUGAUCUUCAGCCGUCUUCAAAAUAUUUAUGAUAUCAACAUCGACAACAUGUGAAAUUUUUUGUGCCUAUUACUUCGCUUUUUAAAAGUUUUAUAACCUCUUGUCUUCAUCCUACAAAAAGAUUUUACUUAAACUACCUCAUAAGUUAAAAUUUUAAGCAGAAUUACCCCCAUUUUUGUGCUACUUUUCAAAAUUCAGACCUUGAAUCGAACAUAAACUUGGAAUUUGCUAAAAAUUUGCAACUACAAUUUAUUUCCCGCGCACGACCGCCAUAAAUAUAUGUCCCUUCUUGUUAGUUUAUACUCCCAUUUAUCCUGUGAUGUAACCUGGUACUCCUGUGUCGCGGGGGGUAUUUUAGAAUAUCUGUAAAAAAACGUAUUUGAAAAAAGCAUUGUAAGAAAGCUGGUAAGAAAGUAAGAAAAUUAAAGUGAGAAAUGGCGAAAAGAAUAAUUUUUCAACAAUAUAAACCAUGGUUUUUAGUAAAAAAUAGGAGAAGAUAUGUUUAAAAUAGUCUGCUUUUACUGAAUAAAAUAAGAUAGUUUUGAUUAAUUUCUACAGUACUUUUAAAUAGCCAUACUUACUGUAGCUAAAUUCUGUAGCUAUAAAUUUCAUAGUUUUUAUUUUUUAACCAUUAGGCCCGCAAUACCUGCUUGCUACACCUUGAUAUCGGGCAGCUAUGUUUUUUACACCGAUGACGUAUGCAAUAUGGCUGAUAGACUGACAGCUGAGUAAAAGGAAAUAAAUAGUUAUUUUUCUUGCUGGAACGCGUUUUAAAAGUCUAUACCACAAAGAUGUCGAACGAAGCGAAAGCUGCCGAGCUUAUGGCUGAAGCAGAAAGGAAAUUAAAGUCGUCACAAGGUUUUCUGGGCGGUUUGUUUGGGUGGGUUCAUAAAUGUUCAAUGUCCACGAAAAUGCCUUUUGUUUAUAUCAUAUUUAUAGCCUAAUCAACUGGCCAUGGUUUGCCAAUGGUGUAUUAUCGUAUCUCAUUUACGUAUACUGCACAAUUACUUUGUUUUGAAUAGCGUGUUCAUAUGUAUUAAUAUAAAUGUGCGCAUUUGAUAUUAAAAUAUACAAAUUUAUUAUGUACAGGGCCCCCUAUAUUUUCUACGUGAAAUUGAGAUUAUUAAUUCAUUAUCAAUAAUAGAAUACCAAUUUUCAUGUAAAGAUUAACACUAAAAUAUGAAAACAUUGUCUGUUCUCAGACUCACAUGAAACGUCAAUGAUUUAAAUAUGCAUUUAAAGGUUUCAAUUAGGCCACUCCAAAUUAGACUUUAGUUUCCCGUCCGGCUCUUAUUUCAAUUUACACGAGGGCGGGCGGUCCAUUAUCCAUUAUGAUGUCUGAAAGAAUCUGAUAUGUCCCAUUAUUCCAUGAAAUAGAUACAUGUUUUAAAUAUUCAUUCAGCCACGUUUCUAUGGAAUGUUUUGGAUUUUUUGUAUGCAGAAAUGAAAGCCAGGAUAUUAAUUAACCUUGUCCUUUUAUGAGGCCCACCAAGGGGUUAUGACCGACAGGCGACAUUCCUUAAAAAGAGGCGACAGACUAUCUAAAAAAGAGCGACAAACGACAGCUUCUGAUUGGGAAAAAGCGACAAAUUGCGAUUUGUGUCAUGGGUUAAAAGUGACAUUUAUGACAAUAAAACUAGCGACAAAGCAGCUUCAAAAUGUGUGACAAGCGACCUGGGUUACACCCUUGUUGGGCCUCUUUUAUUACGUUCGAAAAUCAAAACAUGUAACAGAAGUGUCUAGCUCCGUGGUUACUGUAGUAAAAACGAACAAAAACAACAAUUUGCACUCUUUCAUAAAAGUUUCAACAACUUUAUUUCGAUUUUUACAUAUUAUUAUAAAUAUGUAUUUCUUGAACGAUAGAUUAUUCGAUUUGAUUAUGCAUCCUACUUUAAAUAUUCUUUUAAUUUGUCUAAUGCCAGGCCAUAUCCUCAUUAAAAGGAGAGUCUUGUGCUUUUAUGGGUUAAUGUCCAGGAACCCCUGGCAGGGACGCCAGAAAGUCGAUAAUUCGGGGGCAGAUAUUCAUAUAUUCAUGUUCUGCAUCAUUUAUUUCCUUUGAAAGCGAUUGUUUUUACAGUCUGUGAACACGAAUAUAUGAAUAUCUGCCCCCCCCCCCCAAUUAUCGACUUUCCGGCGUCCCUGACCCCUGCUAAGUUAAAUCAGCUGGCAUUUAAUAACCAUCUGGAGUAAUAUAAUACAGGCAGUGCCAAGUUUUGUGCAUUGCAGUUUACUUGGUUAAAAUGACUCCUGACCUACAUUUGAUUUCCGAAACACAGUUCCUUUAUAAAUCUUGGUGUUCUAUCACUGUGUUAAUUUAGUGGUGCAAGAAAGCAGGAAGAAGCGGCAGACUUAUAUAUCAGAGCUGCAAACACUUACAAACUGGCCAAGAAUUGGACUGGUGAGCUCUUCAUUGUUACUGUAAAGCAGGGGGGCACUCUUUUAGUUGGGGGACCUAAAUGUCUUUGUGCCCCCCCCCCCACACACACACUUUUUAACAAUGGUCAAUAAUAAACCACAAAGUUAAUUGAUAUUAAUUCAGUUAAGCAUGUAGACAAAACAAUUCGAGAUAUUUUAUGACAUUUUGUUACCUAGUAAGGUCCCCUCUACGCGGCAAAAAACGCCGAGCCCGCUGCUCAACAGGAUUGAACAAUGUUUUGCUGCCCACGUUGUUCACACUUGUCAACAAUAUUGAACAGUAUUGUUGAGCCUGAAUCGGGUGUAACAAUAUUGUUCAAAUUGUUCAAUCCUGUUUUCAUCAAUAUUGCAUUAACCUGAGCGUUUUUACGUGUGUAAUAAAUCCCCCCAUAGCAUCUUUUUACCCCCUUCUCCAAUAAUCACACUCAAAUGUGUCAGGGCCCAUUUACACUGGCAAUCUUUGCUGCGAUUUUCAUCUUCUGAUGCAUAUGUGAACAAACUGAUGAGUAAACAAUGUUCUGAGUUUAUGUAUCCUCAUUUGAGCAUUCAUAACUCAUUCCCGUCCAUCAGAAGAAGAAAAUCGCGCAUAAAAUCGCAGCAAAGAUUGCAAGUGUAAACAGGCCUUCAGGUGCACCGUAUUACACAAAAUUUGUACAAUUUGGAAACGUAGAUUCAAUAAAUCAAACCAAAAUGUUAUUCGGAGUUACUGUUCUUUACCCUGGUUCCAGAGGUUUAAAAUAAACCUCUGGUUGAAAGCGGCAAUUGAUUCAUCGAGCCGCGCCAAUCAGUUUGAAUUAGGGUCAGAUCCUGACUCUGUCUCCUGAUUGGAUGAUUGGAUUUAAGCUCUCUGAUUGGUUAUAGAUGUUUUAUUUGAAUCAAUCAGAGAGCUUUAAUACAAUCAUCCAAUCAGGAGACAGAGUCAAGAUCUGACCCUAAUUCAAACUGAUUGGCGCGGCUUGAUGAAUCAAUUGCCGCUUUCAACCAGAGGUUUAUUUUUCCUCUCCCCUUCGCAAUGAAAAUAAUAAAAAUAAACCUCUGGAACCAGGGUACUGUUCUUUUGUAUUUUUGUCCAAUUUGUGAUGCAAGAUAAAUGAAGAAACUAACAACGGAAUUCUAAAAGCAACAUGGCAACUUUUUAAAACUGUAUCUCUACACCUGUAUCAGUCAUUAAUUAUCUGAUGGAUGCAAUGUAUAUUCACACUCUAGCAAGGCUGUAUUAGAAGCUGGUUUAGCUUACGAGAUGUAAUAUGUAUAUAUUUAUUAUUUUUACCUAGGCGCCGGUAAUGCUUUCUGCCAGGCAGCACAAAUUCAAAUUAACCUUUUAGCAAACAAACACGAAGCUGCGACACAUUAUAUUGAUGCUGCCAAUUGUUAUAAGAAAUCUGAUAAUGAUGGUAAAUAUGAGUAAAAUUUUAAAAUACUUCUUUGGAAUGUAAUUUUUUGCAUAUUUUAAUUUGUCUAUCAUUCUGCACUUUGACUCAAUGACUUCAUAUGUCUUCAUUUUUUAGAAGCCAUUAGCUGUUUACAACAGGGCAUAGAAAUCUAUACUGAUAUGGUUAGUUCUCUUUGGUCUUACCUGUUGUCAACAGCAUUAAUUUUAAUGCCUGAUGUUCGCAACCUUCUCUUCUUAAUUAGACUUGCUUUCAUUUUUGAUAGGGCCUAUCCAGUCUCUUAUGAGAUCAGUUGCAUUUUUAAUUGGGCCAUGUAGUCGAUUUAUAUAGCACAAGAGAUUUGAUCUUUUACAACAAUUUGGAAAAAACCUUGAUCAAAUGGUUUUUCAUGUCAUACGUUGUUUUCGAGUGUUUGGAUAUCCCGGUGAGACACGAGCUCGAGUUGUUUAUAUGGCUUCUCAAAUUAAUCGAGACGUAACAGAAUGUUUUCGUUUGCUGAUUUGAAUAGAAUUCUUAACCAAGCAUGACGUAAUUAGGAAUUCUAUUCAAGUAAUUUUGCAUGCGCAAUUAAGAUAUUUGAUGAAAACACUAGUGACUUUCAUCAAGUUUCACCGGGUUAUCCAAAUGGCAUCUUGUGAUCAAAUAGGUAAUCGAUUAUCAUUCGCUGAACUGCUCAUGAAUUAUUAAUGAAUUUGAGAAAUACUAAAUCCUACACUGAAAGUAUACACAAAUAAAUUUUUCAGGUUAUGCCCUAAAAGCUCUGACAUUGUAUUUUGCUUUGGAAGCAGGUAUAUGUGGCCGUCAUGAUCACUAGAAAAGUAGAAAUACAAUGCAAGUGUUCAUUUUUUUCAAGGGGCGUUUUACAAUCGCAGCAAAACAACACAUGGCUAUCGCUGAAAUUUACGAAGGAAGCGUCAUAGAUUUAGAAAAGGUAUACACGGGUACAAUUUCACUGUGUUGUGGAAAUACUUGGAAUAUAAAGUGCUUACAAUUGUCAAUUUUACACUGUUUUAACAAAUGGUCAACAAGUUCACACGUUACUUCAAUAAAUACACUAGGCAAUCUCUCAUUACGAACAAGCAGCAGACUUCUAUCGCGGAGAGGAAUCAAAUAGGUAAGCAUUAUCAAGAUUUUGGCCAUCUCGUUCGAUCCAACUCAAUGUAGAUGGGAUUUUUGUAGUUGGAAUUUGCGCUUGAAAAUCUACAAAAAGCAAUCUACAUUCGGUUCUAUUGAACAAGAUAUCCAAAAUCUUGAUAUUUACUCAUAUACCUGACACUGGCAUCGCCUUAAUAUAUAUGUACAACAAUGCUUGGCACAGGUUAGAUUCCUGCUAGAGGGCCUCAAGUUGUAUUUUUCGCAGCUGCUCCCGGUUAAGUACGUCUAAAAUUGUAUAAAUUUUGUUCCAUCUAAAAAAUUUAGUUCCAUCUAUAAAAUCUCCUUGAAAUCCAUCUACAAAAAUCCCAAGCAUUAUCAUAUUAAAUCUCACCAAACACUUACUCUCUCCAUGACAAUCAUUUCACCACAGCUUGAAAGAGCAUCACAAAAUUAGUAAUAUUCCGAAGUUUCGUUGCAAAAUGUUGUAAAAUGCGGAUAAUAUAGCAUUGCGAAGUUUGCCGUUUUCCAGUCAUUUUGUAUUACGCACGGGAAAUUGAUACCGCUUUCUGAAAAAAGGUAUCAAUUUCCCGUUUGUAAUACAAAAUGACUGAAAAACGGCAAACUUCGCAGGGCUGUGUUAUCCGCAUUUUACAACAUUUUGCAACGAAACUUCGGAAUAUUACUAAUUUUGUGAUGCUCUUUCAAGCUGUGGUGAAAUGUUUGUCUAGACUUGUCUAGAUCAAAAUUUUGUUCAUUAGGGAAUAGAUCCAUUGAAGGAAUUUUGCAAUACCAACAAGGCUUUACGUCAUAUUACGUCAUCGUACGCAUUGUGUACCUACUUUUACGUAUUAAUGUACGUACUGUUCAUUAAGGGUGUGAUAAAAUUUGACAUGCAUAUUUUUUGCAGUUCUGCCAACAAGUGUUCACUGAAAGUAGCCCAGUACUCGGCUCAGAUGGAAAACUACCAAAGAGCUAUUGAAAUUUAUGAACAAGUAUAUAUUUCAUACAGUUUGUACUUUGUGUAGUUGAUAAUAUAUAGUGUUCCUUUCGAAACUAGUUCUGUUUUUACAUUCUCCAGGUGGCUGCAGACGCUAUCGAGAGCUCGCUGUUAAAAUACAGUGCCAAAGAAUAUUUUUUCAAAGCUGCUUUAUGUCACAUGUGUAUUGACGCUCUGGAAGCACAAAGAGCUGUAGACAAAUAUUGUGAUAUGUAUGCCGCUUUUCAAGACACCAGAGAAUGUAAAUUACUCAAGGUAAAAUUCUCAUUUGUAAUUGCAAGUCCAAGGUGGGGCGCAAUAUUGAUGGCAUUCUUCCAUAAAUCAUCUUAAAUUACAUAAAAAAGUUGUGUUAUACAUGUAUCUUUUUUAAACUUUUUCAGGCGUUACUCGAGGCUCAGGAGGAGGAAAAUGUAGAAGCAUUUACAGAAGCGGUAAGAGAAGCAAAAUCUUUCA
Paramuricea clavata is the source of this 8158-nucleotide messenger RNA. The record is from the annotation of a GenBank genome assembly. NCBI's taxonomy places the organism in Eukaryota, Metazoa, Cnidaria, Anthozoa, Malacalcyonacea, Plexauridae.